This is a messenger RNA of Pseudo-nitzschia multistriata, 1849 nucleotides long. The record is from the annotation of a GenBank genome assembly. Lineage: Eukaryota; Bacillariophyta; Bacillariophyceae; Bacillariales; Bacillariaceae.
GGUAAAGUAAAGCACACAAGCAGCAAAAUGAGGGAAGAAGCCCACAAGCAGCGGCGAGCAGGUGUCGCACGGAAUCGCCAUGGAAUGUUGGGCCUCCUCAUCUUGCUCGUUUACACUAGCAGCGAGACCGUGAGAACGGAUGCCUUUGUUUCCCCGGUCGCACUCUCGGAUACCGCGAGAAGAAAUUCUGAAAUUGUUCGUCAAGGUUUUUCGGGAAAGAACACACCGAGGCAAGUGCUUUUGCGCUCAACAACAUCUUCUUCGCAGUCGUCGUCUUUGUCAGCAUCUUCUCCAUCUUUCAGCAGUCUGAAAGAAUUCAAUGCACAUUUAGAAACGCUGGUUUCAAAGUGUUCUUCGUCCAACGAACCCGUCAUUGUUCGGGCGGCACAAUGCCAAGAGCUAUGGGAAAAUGCGAAGGAAAACGAAAGCAACUUUGAGCCUGACUCGGAUUCUUUCCAAUUCGUCCUAUCUGCUUGGAAUCAAUGUACUCAAACCCUAGUUAGGAGCCGUAGAAAUAGUCAAACGCUGCCUUCGGAAAAAGGAAUGAGCGUCGAGGUCUACACUCCUUUGGAUGCUGCGAAACGUGCGACGACUCUUUUGUUCGCCUACCCUGACCCAGAUUUGACUGCCUACAACACUGUUGUGGAAACUUGGAGCAAGAGUAGGGUAUCCGAAUCGCCCGAAGCCGCUGAACGACUCCUACGGCGGAUGAUGGACGAUGAAUCUAUUGAACCAAAUACGAAUACAUACAACUUUCUCAUCGAUGCCUGGGCAAACAGUAACAAACCGAAUUCCCUGGAUAAGGCCACUCAAAUAUACCGACACAUGGAAAAGAUUAGCAAAGAUGACACCAAGGGCAACGUGAAACCGACGAUUCGAACCAUAAAUGCGGUUCUGCACGCGUACGCUAGAAAAUCUGCUCAGUUUACCAGCCAAAACGAUCAGGAAGGUUUCGAAAAGGCGGCUGAAUGCGCCGCUGCAUCUCUCGAUCUCCUGGAAGAAACAAAAAAACGUUACAAAGAAACCCAUGAUUUGAAUUGGCAACCAGAUAUUGCUACAUACACAAGCGUGAUGGACGUACAUUCACGGUGUGCAACCUAUAGGACCACUCGAAUAGCAGGAGAACUUCUCGCCGAAGUUAAGAAGCUCUAUGAAAAAACUGGAAACAAUCGACACAAGCCCAACUUCCGGACCUACACAGCACUCGUUACUGCAUGGUCUCGCACAAGAUCCGAUGAGUCUCCUCGGCAGGUAGAGGCCAUUAUGAACGAAAUGAAGCAGGCCGGGGAGAGGCCAAACACUAGAACUUACACUUCUGCCGUGCAGUGUUGGGCAAGAUCAAGGGAUCCAUAUAAGGCCAAACGAGUCCUGAAGUUGCUGAUGGCAAUGAGAGACGAGUACAAAAAAUCUAAAAGUGAACACAUUCGUCCCACGACUUUGACCUAUAAUACUGCGAUUGAUGCUUGCGCACGGUGUCAAGGAUCUCCGGAUCAAAAAACAGAGUCUUUAAAAAUUGCCUUCGCGUUUCUGAAGACUCUUGAAAUGGACGAAGAAGUUGAACCAGAUAGCACAACUUAUUCUACUCUGAUUAGAGCUUUGAACUUUUUAAUGCCAAGCGGUGAUGAACGCAAUGGAGUAGCUACAGCGGUUUUCGAAAAAGCCAAAAAAGCUGGACUUGUUGAACUUCUAACGGUGAAGAAUCUUCGAAUGGUAUUGGAUUCCGAAACCAUGCGCACAGCACUGGAGGGAAAAUUAGAGCGAAACGGAGAAUUCAACUACGGGAACCUGCCAGCUUCUUGGAAAAAAAAUGCUAACAAAGACUGAGGCAUAGUAAAAUAACUUUAAUGAU